GAAGGCGCUCUGGCCGCGGGGAGGGGAAACUCUAUGGGGGACGCAGCCAGCCCCCUCCGGCCCCCAUGAAGCUGCGGGACGUCCCCUCGUCCUGCCCAUCUCUGUGGCGCUCCCUGCCCUGCCCGCCGGCCGAGCUGCGUUUGGACCUGGUACUGUCAUCGGGACAGACCUUCCGGUGGUGGGAGAGCAGCCCGGGGGCCUGGACAGGCGUGCUGGGGGAGCGCGUCUGGACACUGCGGCAGGACCGGGACCGGCUCUGGUACACGGUGUACGGCGAGGAGGAGGAGGAGGAGGAGGAUGGGCGUCCCGCCAAGGCAGCAAAGCUAGACGGUGCUGAGACAGACCAGAUCCUACACGACUACUUCCAGCUGGACGUGGAGCUGCCGGCCCUGUACCGCGCCUGGGGGGCAGCUGACCCCCUCUUCCGCAAAGUGGCCAGCGACUUCCCAGGGGUGCGGGUACUGCGGCAGGACCCCGUCGAGUGCCUCCUCUCCUUCAUCUGCACCUCCAACAACCACAUCUCCCGCAUCACCGCCAUGAUCGAGCGCCUCUGCUCUGCCUUUGGCCGCCGCCUCUGCCACCUCGACAACCGGCUCCAUGCCUUCCCCCCACUCUCUGCACUCGCAGGAGCUGAUGCUGAGGCCCAGCUGCGGGCACUGGGCUUUGGCUACCGGGCCAAGUUUGUCAGCGGCAGCGCACGGGCCAUCGCUGAGGGGCUGGGUGCCGAGGGGCUGUGCCGGCUGCGCUCCGUGCCCUACGCUGAGGCUAGGCGGGUGCUGUGCACUCUGCCCGGUGUGGGCACCAAGGUGGCCGACUGCGUCUGCCUGAUGGCGCUGGACAAGGCAGAGGCGGUGCCGGUGGACACCCAUGUCUGGCGCAUUGCACGGCAGCGCUACGGCGCAGUGCUGGGCGGCAAGAGCCUGACCCCCCGAGCCCACCAGGAGAUUGGUGAUUUCUUCCGGGGUCUGUGGGGUUCCCGCGCUGGCUGGGCACAGGCGGUCCUCUUCUGCGCUGAUCUCCGCAAGGGCCAGGAGCUGGCCAGCAGCCGGGAUGGGGCCCCAGGGGACCGAAGCCAGGACAGCCAUGGGGAUGGGCCCCCCUAGGAACACCCCGGAAGGAAAGAGCCCCCCAGGGAAGUAACUGGAGGGGCAUCACUGCGAGCCAGGGACACACAGGGCUGUAGGCAGCUGCUCGUCCCCUGCCCACUGUGUGCUAGGGGGUAACUGUGUGUGUAGGGCUGUGUGUCCAUCCCUACCCAGGGCAGAGCUGAGCCAAGCGACAUUGGCCUCUUGUCUUUAUUACAAGCAAUAAAAUAGAAACAUCCACUUGGAAAA
This is a messenger RNA of Calypte anna (Anna's hummingbird), 1334 nucleotides long. RefSeq names its product 8-oxoguanine DNA glycosylase (gene OGG1). Gene Ontology annotation, cellular component: nucleus. Gene Ontology annotation, molecular function: damaged DNA binding; 8-oxo-7,8-dihydroguanine DNA N-glycosylase activity. NCBI's taxonomy places the organism in Eukaryota, Metazoa, Chordata, Aves, Apodiformes, Trochilidae. Gene Ontology annotation, biological process: nucleotide-excision repair; base-excision repair, AP site formation; base-excision repair. The record is from RefSeq and is a predicted model, not a curated record.